Capsaspora owczarzaki ATCC 30864 is the source of this 1393-nucleotide messenger RNA. Its product is annotated as sorting nexin 7. Bases 11 to 1165 code for a protein of 384 amino acids. Lineage: Eukaryota; Filasterea; Ministeriida; Capsasporidae. The transcript is spliced from 9 exons. Gene Ontology annotation, molecular function: phosphatidylinositol binding. The record is from RefSeq and is a predicted model, not a curated record.
AUUUCUUCCAAUGAGUGACAUUACCAUUGUUGUCUCCGAUCCCGAGAAGCACGGCGACGGGCUCGACGCGUAUGUGAGCUACAAGGUGUCCACCAACACGACCCGGUCGGGCUUCCAGUCCAACUCGUUCUACGUUCGACGCCGCUACCAGGACUUUCUUUGGUUGCACACGCGUUUGCAGGAACUGAUGCCGCACGUCGUUGUGCCUCCGCUCCCAGAAAAGCAAGUGAUGAAGCGUCUUGCUCGCUUCGACCCCGAUUUUCUUGAAAAGCGCCGGCUCGGACUCCAAAAGUUCCUCGAUCGUGUCGCGACUCACUCGAUUCUGUCGAGCAACACUGAGUUUCAAACCUUCCUCGAGGCUGCCACAUGGGAAAUGACCUCCGCCAAGAAGCGCGGCGGCGGUUUGUUUGCCUCGCUCGGCGAUUCGUUCAAGAACCUUGCGGCCAAAAUGAUUUUGAAAAACCCUGACGAACGAUUUGUUGCCAUUGCAACUUAUUUCACGGAUCUUUCGGCGCGCCUGACCGCGUUGGACAAGAUUAACACUUCCAUUUCCAAGCUUAAGACCGACUAUGCGACCGACGUUGCCGAGUUUGGCUCCGUUUUCACCCUCAUCUCGAAUUUGGAGACGGAGUUGUGCAACCCCUGCGUUGCCGUUGCUGGCAAGAUGGAGUCGCUUUCAACCUUGCUGAAGGAUUUGGCAUUGCAAGAGGAAGAAAACUACGUCAUGGCCUUGCAAGAGUACUUGCAAUACGCAGAAAGCGUUCGUCUCUUGCUCAAACGCCGCGAUGCGCUUCAAUUGCACUGCGAAUUGAUCGCCGAGGAGCUCGAGAAGAAGCGAACCGAAAAGGAUUCCGUGGAGCGCUCGGAUCAAAAACGCUCGUUCGGCACCAUGAUGGGCAAGGAUCCCAAUGCCGUCAAGCAGGAGAAGGUGAACAAGCUGGAACAACAAAUUAGCGAACUGCAGGAGGCAGUCGAAAAGGCCAACGACGAAAACCUCUCGGCCAACGAAUCCAUUCUUGCCGACAUUGAUCGCUGGCACAUUACCAAGAAGGAAGAUCUGAAGGCCAUCUUCUUGGCCAUGUGUGACGUGCACAUCAAGUCAUACCAAGAGACGAUCAGCGCUUGGGAGUCUCUUCUUCCGCAACUCGAAGCAAUCCCGAACUGAGUUGUGUUUCUGAAUGCCUUGCUUUGUGUGUUUGGUCGCUUCUUCCGCUGCUCGGUUGAUUCUUUAUGGUUGUAUGUCGCGCCUGUCGUCGUUUUACGUCGUCUUUUGGUGCUUUUGCUUGUACAUGUCCUGCAUGCUUCCUUGUCAUGCGCUGUCAAUUUCUCUUGAUCCAUUUUUUUUUUCUGCAAACCAGUGUAGAGUCGUUUGCGCAGUUCUAUCAUUUUCUAU